Closterium sp. Naga37s-1 is the source of this 1050-nucleotide messenger RNA. NCBI's taxonomy places the organism in Eukaryota, Viridiplantae, Streptophyta, Zygnematophyceae, Desmidiales, Closteriaceae. The record is from the annotation of a GenBank genome assembly.
AUGCACCAUCCCCCAUCCCCCAUGCACCAUCCCCCAUGCACCAUCCCCAUGCACCAUCCCCCAUGCACCAUCCGCCAUGCACCAUCCCCCAUGCACCAUCCGCCAUGCACCAUGCCCCAACCACGCCCGCAGUGCUUCUUCCCGGAGCAUCUCCUUCCCUUCCUCUGCCGGCCCUUCUUCGUUCUCAACCCCCUCUACGACUCCUGGCAGGUGUCUUUCUCAUUCGCCCAGCAGCAUGCCUUCCCCUCUCUGGAUUGGCACCACUGCCGCACUGACCUGCGCUCCUGCCCGCCCCCACCUGCUGCAGCUGCUCCACGGUACAGUGCGGUGAUGAGUGGGUACCACCACCAGAUGGUUACCAAGCUCUCCCCCUUUCUCCCUGCCACGCACUCUCUUAGCCCUCCUCCCCACCAUCGCCGCCGCCUGACUUUGGUGGAAGGCGGAGGGAUUGGUGUUGAGGAGGGAGGUACGGAGGAGGUAGGGGAAAAGAACAUAGGGGAUGGUGAUGGUGAGGAGGAGGAAGGGGGUGAUGGCGAGAGUAAGAGCGGGGAGGAGACGGGAGGUGAGAAUGAGAGAGGGAGUGAGGAGGAGAAGGGAAGUGAGGAGGAGUCGGAGAGUGAAGAGAAAAGGGGGGGUGAAGAGGAGAAGGAAGAGAAUGAGGAGGCAAAAGAAACUGAGGGUGGUGCACGUGUGGAGGGGAAUGAGGAGGAGGAAGAAGGGGAGCAGGAGGAGAAGCCGAGUGCAGAUGAGAGGGCUGACUUGGGAUAUCACAAGGGGCUGGAAGUUGGAGAAAUGGGGAGGGAUUUUGAAGCGAUGAAGAGGGAUGGGCUUGGUGUUGUGGAGGGCGAGGCUUUCCGCUCCCAGGAAGGAGGGGUCUCCGCCUCUGCCUCGCGCAAUGGAGCUCUGCUGUUGUCCUGCCAUCUGCACUGCAUGGUGAGUGGCACUGCAUGGCACUGGCAUCGCAAGCAUGGCACGGGGCUGGUGCUCCUCGUGUUGGGGGCAAGACAAUGGCAGAAGCUAUUGGUGACUGGUAUUUUGACCGGAAAGUAA